UGGUCUCACAACCGUUUCCGCUGGUGCCAGUUGCAUGAAAGCCAGCUAGCAACGUUAGCUCUACCUCGUAAACUAGUGCCUAUGGGGACCAGUGUGCCAAGCAUCUGGGUAAUAUUGCCCUAAAGGUGUGUGCGCUUUGUUGGGCUUCGUAACCGCAGACGUUUCUAAACUGGUGGCAACGUACGGCUCUUUAACCCAGAGGAGAAAUGGCAACAUAUUGACAUAGUAGCUUUAGAGGGACGUUGUAGCUAACGGUGGCUAACGCUCACACUACCGCAAUCACGUCAGUCCCGCUUUAAGAUCAAUUGUUUCUGCUAUAAUGCUAAGAAAUAAUCACAUUUAUCAGAGAACCAGAGAGCUGUCUGCCCUAAAAGUGCGUUCAGCGUUUGUUAAGUUGUGUCGCUGACGUUGUGUUUGCUAUUUGAAAUUUGCUUACGUUACAACGCAGCGCUAUUGUUUAGCUAACGUGUAUUUUUCGUGGAAGCAAUAUUUUCGUUAACUAAAUAUGAAAUCUAGCGUUUAUUAAAUCGGGGAGAAACUGUCCUCGUUAUUUUUGUUUGUUCGCUUUGUAUACGCGUUGACAAGUCGUCUGUAACAAACACAUGUCCGCGCAUCACGCUGACGUAACAGAGCCACGUUAAAAACUCCUCAUGGCGCUCGGCGUGUUCCCACAUCCGAAGCGUCCUCGUCUUGUUUCUCCCAUUCUGUCAUGACAACGUGUGCAGCUGCGGAACAUCCCGACGGCUCAUCCGCCUGAGCGAAACACACACACACACACACACACACACACACACAGCCGCGCGCACCUCGUCGGGAUGCCGCUGCAGAGGAGACCCUAACCGUCUUCAGGAGGAACAAAAACAAACGGAACUAUGGAGCCCACCGUCUCCGACGGGCCCCGCGUGGAAAAGGACGUGGAGGAACAAAGCACAGAUGAGGCACCGGGACCAGCGCCGGAGCCUCUGGAGCCUCUGGAGCCUCUGGCACGGGAGACCUCCAGCUCAGGUCUGCUCUGCAGGACUCCCGACGAAGCAGAUGAGGCGAAUAAGGUCGCUGGAGACGAGCCUCCCGUGGACUGGUUCGAGCCGCUCGAGGACGACGACUAUGACGAGGAGAGCCUGGCCGGAGAAAGCGAGAGGAGCGAGAGCGUGGCGGGCAGCGAGACGGUCUGCAAAAGGGUUUACAAGUUUCAAAGGCCUCGCCGAAAGCGAUCGCAUCCUGAUGAAGGAUGGGAUGAAUGGCCGAUACUUGGAGAUGGUUGGAAACGCAAAGAAGUAGUCCGGCGCUCAGGAUCUAGCAUUGGACAGAAGGAUGUAUAUUACCUUAGUCCGCGGGGGGAACGAGUGAGAAGUCGAGUAGAGCUGAUUUCAUUGAUGGUUGGACAGCAAGACAUGUCAACCUUUGACUACAAGUCCGGAAAGUUCUACGAGGGCGAAGUGCAACCCGUAAGAAUUCGACACAGAGCAAGGAGAAAAAUCCGUGAGCGUUCAUCCUCGGAGUCCAGCUGGCUGGAGCGAGGAGAUGGGGCCGACACUCCGGACUCCCAACACAUGCCCACCAACCCCAGUCUGGGGCCCACGACCCUCCACUCCAACCCAACCAAUCUCUCCUGGCACAGUACGAUAGGAAUUCCCAACAAAGGCUCGCGCAACGUGGAUGUACCCGCUCAAGAUAGAAUUAAACUUCCCCGUCCCUCGUCCUCCAGAGCACUCCUGCUCCCCUCCAUUAAUGGAGAAGUGGGGUCAGAGGACAGCACACUGGUCUGUGCCAGAUGUGGGCUUUCCUUCACGGGCACGUGGUAUGACAAACAAAGGAAGAGGCCCUGCUGUCCCAACUGUUGGGCAGCCUCAAAGUCAAAAGAGCAUCCACUGGUUCGUUUCAGAAAGUGGAUUCCUUGUGGGCAGUGCGUGGGAUGCCACAACACGGUGAACUGUGGGCAGUGCGCCAACUGUAAACACGGACUGCAGAGCCCAGAAUCCAGGAAACGCUUGUGUCGGAAACGCAAAUGUAUAUGUCCCAUCCGCAAGGGCCCUGGAGGUGGAGGCUUCGUGCCGCAGAAGCCCUCUAAUGACAUUCCUGACAUGUAUGAGGACAGCGUGAGUUUACAGAGUGAAGUUACAGACUCACAGCACCCAAGUCUCAAAAGCAGCGACACAGAGAACUUCUCAGUCAACGUGGACGUGGACGAUGACGAUGACAUGUCGACUGACGAUGAUGAUGAUUGGCAUAAGAAGCGGAAGCGACGAUCCUGUGGAGAAUGCAAAGCCUGUCUCUGCAGGAAAGACUGCGGCACGUGCGACUUCUGUGUAGACAAACCCAAGUUCGGAGGCAGCAACAAGAAGAGGCAGAAGUGCCGACUACGCCAGUGUCAGAGACAGGCGAUGAGACAUUUGCUGCCGUUCCAAAUGGGACAAGGUGACCACGGGCCAGACAGCCAAUUGCUGCCGGGCAGGCCUAGGCCUCACUACACAUACAGCCGGAAGUCAUUAUUUAAGAGAAAUAGAGGAUCACAGUAUGGGUUGGACUUCACCGACAAUGACGAAGACGACUGUAACUUAAAACCGAUUAACUGGAACUCUGCGCCAGCUAGUGGUAGCAAAUAUUUCUGUGGAUUGGAUGUAAGGAACCUUCCCCCAUCUCCGCAGCAGUUGAGUUCAGUGGAUUUCACACUUCUGAAUGGCCUCCCUCACAUCAGCAGCGACCCCAACAACUCUGAACUAGACCCGCUGAGCAGAUGGGACGCCGCUAAAUCACAUCCAAGCAGAACCAGUCGUAGGUGUGUUCAAGAAAUGGACAACGACGGCGACGACGAUGAGGAUGAUGAUGAGGAUGAUGAUGAUGGCAAUGAUGAUGACGACGACUACGAUGAUGAAGAGGAAGAGGGGGAAGAUGAAGAGGAGGAGGUGCCCAUGAUCACACAGAUCUUCAGUUUGGCUGAGACCCCGUCGGGCAGCGGUGACGACGUGGAAAGCCAGCUGACGAAGCUGCUGCAGUCCCUGCGCUCCUCCGCCAUGCCGAUAUUGUGGUACUCCAUCAUGGUGGAAGGCCCGCAGCUGCAGCUCGUCCAGUGCUCCAAGCAGUCGAGCCUGAGCGACACCAUAGUGCUGAUCGACCCGGGCUUCUGCUAUCAGGUCACCGUCCAAAAGCAGCCGCUGCUGCCCACCCACUCGCUGUACGACCGGUACCCGGCGCGCCUGACCUCUGUGACAGAAGUGGUGGACCUGCUCCUGGGCCUGGAGGAGUACGUUGUGUGCCAGGGACUGCCGCCCCGGGAGCCACUCUCUAAAAGAAACCCUAUCAUACUGGAGCGGGCGUCAACGUGUGAUUUCUUGGUGAAGAGGAUGGUGAGCGUCUGUACGAACUGCAGAGCGCUGCAGGGACUUUAACUUCAGCAGAAGCCAGAAGAAGGACCAUGACCACGUUCUCCUUUUUGUUUCUGGUGAUGUUUUGGUGAUGAUUUACAUAUAUAUAUAUAUAUAUAUAUAUAUGUUGAGGACAUUUGACAGAUUUACCUCUGGACUGUAAUAGUAUGAUUUGAUUAUUUUGAAGCAUUCCAGGAGCUGCGACGUUAUGAUCCAGCCGGGUUUCUUCUUAGAGGUCGGCCGUCAUGUUGUUUUUUCAAGACCGUUUGGUCAGACUCUCUGUUGGGUUAGUAGGAAUCGGUGACCCUCACCAUUAUUACACUAUUUGAUACUUACAACACCAAAUGUUGUCUCUCUCAGCCCAAAAAUGGAGCUGAAAUUCUUUGCCGUGUUCCCUACUCAUUUUUCCACCAGCAACAACGGACACUGUUUCAACGGUGUUGUCAUGUGUACCAUAAGUAAGUUAUAUGUGCAUCUCAUACCUUUUCUUAUUUUUUUUUAAAAUAGUAAAUUAUAUUGUGAUCGCUUUCUCGAUGUUUCCUA
Molecule: messenger RNA, 3905 nt
Organism: Gasterosteus aculeatus aculeatus (three-spined stickleback)
Lineage: Eukaryota; Metazoa; Chordata; Actinopteri; Perciformes; Gasterosteidae
Biological process (GO): negative regulation of transcription by RNA polymerase II; DNA methylation-dependent constitutive heterochromatin formation
Cellular component (GO): nucleus
Molecular function (GO): zinc ion binding; methyl-CpG binding
Source: RefSeq, a predicted model, not a curated record